AUGCUGAUGCGCGAGCCGAAGGGCCUCGAUCUCCCUAAGGACGCGACCCUCACGCGCGUUGUACGCCGUCUCUCCCAGCGCCUCCGCCUUCCCAAAGACCACCCCCGCCAUGCCCAGAUUACCGACAUUCAUCGAGUCCUCUCUGAAGUCUGGUUCCGCGAGUGGCGGCGCACUCAACAAGGCGACUCCAUCGCCGAUCCCACGAUGGCAUUCCUCACAUACUCCAGCAAGAAGGCGGACGGGAGCUUCGCCACCGAGAAGGAAACCACUGGAAUCCUCGCCCGAUUCACGCGCAGUAUCCGGCUUGCGGCCAUCUACGAGCUGCAAACACGUCUGACGGAGACUACCGCGUUUGACCAGUGGACGGCGGUUCAGCCUCUGCUCCGGUUUGUACAGGAGAACGAGUUCACGGCCUUUGAUAGCAUCCGCUCCCUGCAGCACUACGCUACAGCGCUCGCAUACAAUACACUUUCACUGCCGCGCAUCUGGUGGACGGACGAUGACAAGCACGAGGAACUUCUCUACCAUGGGCGGAGGAUCAGCCUCCCGCAGAUCCGUGAGAUCGUCACCCGCUUGCACCGGGAAGCGAUCGCGAUCUUCGACACUCUCACUGAGGGGCUCGACACUACCGUUCCAUACUCGAAGUUCGUCGACGACCUGCAGGAGAACAAGCCCGGUUAUUCGUUCACCCAUCUGGAUGAUGACGCCUCACUAGAGGCGCUCUCCGAAAGCUUCUCUCAGCAGUUCUUCACAUCGACAAAGCUCAAGUUUCUCAACAACGCCGGCCUUGGGCUCGACACUGACAAGGCGCGCACAUGGAUGCGCCGACUGGCGAAGCUCGAGAGGAUCCUCAUGGUCAUCAUCCAGCUGAGCAGCGGCGGCCCCGGGAGAGGAACGGAGAUGUGCGCGCUUCUUGCUCGCAACACGCCCUACCGCCUUCGUAACCUGUUCCUUAUCGAUAAGUGCAUCGCUGUCGUGCGACAAUACAACAAAACGACCAACAACGCUCAGCACGACAAAGUCAUCCCCGCUUCACUGGACGGCGUCGCCGGCGAUAUCAUAGCACGUCUACACUUUUACCGCCGCCCCAGGGCUGCGUUCUUCGCAUCCGUCCUCUGGCCACUUCAGACGGACCUUCCGCGCGCAUACCGGGACAUGCUCUUCAUGGAUAAUGGCUGUCUCUUCACCAGCGCAAAGCUCAGCGAUGCGAUCGGCGACGCAUCCGGUCGUAUCCUUGGCUGGCGACUCGGCCUGAGCUCGUGGCGCCAUAUAUAUAUAUCCGUCAAUCGCGAGCACUUUCACGACGAGUCGGACGAGCCCUCCGCAGCCGAGGAGGUUGACGCGCUCCAGGCGGGGCACACGCUUGCCAUCGCGAAUCAGAUCUACGGUCUCUCCCACGGCAUCCUGUCCGGCCUGACGGCUCCCAUCGUCAAGAGCUAUUUGAACAACAGUGACCGCUGGUGCCGUGACGUUCUCCGUCUCAUUCCCGGAGGCCUCUUACGCAGAUACGACGAGUGCACCGCUAACCACUACGACAGCGUAUAUCCACCGCCACCUCCGCCUCCGCCUCCGCCUCCGCCCCCGCCCCCGCCGCCUGCUCCGCCCUCCGCUGAUAGCGAGUCUAUCCGGUUUCUUGUAUCCGCUAUGACCACACUCUCCGCCAACGUCUCCAAAAUGGCCGCUCGUCAAGAUGAACUCUUUUCCAUGAUUGCCGGACAGGGCGCGCUCCGGUCCGUUGGCCCUCACGAGUCCGCGAUCAUGCCUGGGUUCGCCUCGCAAGAACCGCUUCAACCGCCCCGAACUCCUUCCCCUCACCCCCAUGCGGCCUAUGAUGACGCUGCAUCUCAACAUGUCGCCUUGGAAGAAGACCAGGCCAUGCAAAGCCCACCUCCGCCACAACUACGUCAAUACGCCGCUGAGAAUAAAAAUCUUCAAGCCAGCAAUGCGCUGGACGUUCGCAUGGCGGACCCGGAAGAUGUGGACGUGGAUGAGGGGAUCCCCCCUGACGAUGUGCACACCCCGAACAUGCCGUUCCAUGAUCUUCCAGAGAGCGAUAUUGUCGCCGAGUCUCCACUUUACACGCGAAUUGAAGCUCAGCGUAAAAAGGAGGAAGCGUCCGCUUAUGCUUCACUUCCCGGAAAGCAGCGUAAAGCUCUUCGUCGCGCCGGUCAGUAUGAGACCCCCGCGGAUCCUCCUCUAUUUCCUCCUAUGUCCGAUGCUCCGUUGUCUUCAAGCCCUGGCGAGAAUGUAUUCCCUGUGCCAGAAGCGUUGCACUGUACGAUGGACGAACCAUACCCUGAUCCCACGGACCUGGAGAACGAUGAUCUCCUUCCCCUGGUCCGCGAAUAUCUGGGGAAACCCACCGCUGUAUGGCGCUCGCCUGAGCAGCGCGCCGCUAUCAUCGCGCUUCUCUGCCUCACUCGCGAUGUCAUUGUCGCUAUGGGUACAGCAGCGGGCAAGUCAGUCAUCGCGCUGGCUCCCUCCCUCGUCAAACAGGGGUUGACCGCCAUCAUGGUCCCCCUCCUGUCCUUGAGGGACGAUUGGGCGCGCCGCAUGGACGACGGUGGCAUCCAGUACGUCGAUUUCGCUAACGCAAAAUACGGAGAUAUUCCUGCAGGCACGAAGGUUGUGCUCAUCUCCGUCGAUAUCGGCCGCUCCGACGGGUGGAUGGCGGCCCUACGACAUGCGCGCCUUCGAGGCAUGCCCAUCAUGCGAAUCGUCGUCGACGAGGCGCAGAUGAUCCUCACAUCGCAGGACUUCCGUAAGCGGUUGCGGGAAAUUUACGAGAUCCGCUAUGUCGAGUGCCCGCUCGUGCUCCUGACGGGCAACGGUACUCCUGACAGUAUACCCUACUACAUCAAGGAGUUCGGCCUCUCCGACCCCCUUGUCAUACGCACCCUCGGAGACCGCCCAGAGAUCAAGUACAUCAUCCAGCCCGCGCAGGAAUCCAUGACUGCCGGUGCUCGCUGCAUCAGGGGCUAUGUCGACGCGGCGAAGCUGCCUCGCCGUGACCGCUGGAUGGUCUUCGUCACGAGUAUUGCUGAAGGUUAUGCCCUUGCCAAGGCGCUAAACGUGGAGUGCUACCACGCACCUCGAGACGACGGCGAGCAUCAGGCUACCGCUGAAGUUCUCCAACGCCGCCUUGACAAUUGGAAGUCCGGCAAGUACGUCGGGAUCGUCACAACCAGCGCGCUCGCCUGCGGCAAUGACUUUCAGCACGUUCGCUUUGUCUUCCAUUGGGGUGUUCCUCGCACCCUUAUCGACUUCCUUCAGGAGUCCGGCCGCGCCGCACGCGAUGGGCGUCCGGGGUACUCGAUUGUCUUUGCGAACAAGGGCUUCCCAGCGUCUAAUGCCGUCCCUGUUAUACGCAACCUCCAAGGACAUCAUCUCAUCCACUAUGUCUUUUUCGUCAUGGCGACUGCGCUCCUUGACAAUGACCCGCAGAAGUGCAUGCGGAUCAUCUUCAACACGUACAACGACGGCGUACCUCUCUCCUGCUUCCAGAUUCGUAAUGCACAACUCUGUCAUUUCUGCGAAAUUGCGUAUCGUUCGCUUCCGGAGAUGACGCGCAAGGGCCGGAGCCAGUACCAGCACGACCCGCACGCGACCCACGCACUGCAACCCCUCCUUCCUCGCUUGUACUCCCCGGCGACGGCGACCCAGGUCGAGCGUGUUCUUCGCAAAGGCUUCGAGGGUGCGCGCUUGGCCGCCGAGGCGCGCACUAUGGACCGCAUGGCCAUGACCGCCGACCAGAUCGAGAACUGGCAGGACUUGCUCGACGAGGUCGGCGAGCACUCCUGUGGCUUCUGCUUUGUCCACUGGAAGCUCGGCAGGUUCGCGUCGCGUGACGAUGCUCAUCUGAGGCAUGAGAUGUGGAGCUGCCCUCUGUCGCCGUCGAGGAACGAGUGGAAGGUCCUCCGCAACCUUCCCAGUUUGAUUACGGGGCAAAGGUUGUUCAAUGUUCCAGGGAUGGCGUUUAUGGAGUGGCUGCGCCGGCGGUUCGAUAUCGGCGACAACGGCUAUAUUGUCCAGCUCGCAGCGCAGGGCGUCCUUCAGUAG
Molecule: messenger RNA, 4059 nt
Organism: Schizophyllum commune H4-8
Lineage: Eukaryota; Fungi; Basidiomycota; Agaricomycetes; Agaricales; Schizophyllaceae
Product: P-loop containing nucleoside triphosphate hydrolase protein
Exons: 10
Coding region: 1-4059 (1352 amino acids)
Cellular component (GO): nucleus; chromosome
Molecular function (GO): ATP binding; nucleic acid binding
Source: RefSeq, a predicted model, not a curated record